Molecule: messenger RNA, 1597 nt
Organism: Aspergillus uvarum CBS 121591
Lineage: Eukaryota; Fungi; Ascomycota; Eurotiomycetes; Eurotiales; Aspergillaceae
Exons: 4
Coding region: 1-1308 (435 amino acids)
Molecular function (GO): protein binding
Source: RefSeq, a predicted model, not a curated record
AUGGUUGAGUAUGAGUCUACCACUUCACAGCCUCUCUGUGUAGCCACCUCAAGUAAGGCGGGAAUCGAAGAGCAGAGUCCACGAACGGAGACACAUAUCCCCAGCCAGGAACAAGAUGGCCGGACGGAGAGAACUCCGCAGGUAGCUUCAAGACUUUCUGACUCGAACAUCAUUAAAAGUGCCGAAUGGUCCGCUGAUGGGACAACGUUGUUGACAGACUCUACAGACCAUCAUAUCCGGAGCUAUAUAUUGCCACCAGACUUACUCGAAGAGAGACCAUCACCUAUCCACCUCUCGCCCUAUUCGAUACUGGCCUCUGCGGAACCGAUCUAUGCCACGGCCAUCUAUCCCUUUUUCUCUCUCCAGGACCCCUCCACCACAUUAUUUCUCUCCUCCGUGAGAGACCACCCCAUCAGACUGGCAUCUGCUCUGGCGCCAAUGCAAAUGGCGUCUUACUCCCUGGUCAAUCCCAUGACAGAGGCGUUCAUUACACCGCACUCAAUGAUUUACCCACCUAGUCUAGGAGGUACUCAAUUCCUCACUGGAUCUGAUAGCCUCAUCUGCCUGUUUGAUGUUUCGCGACCAGGAAACGACGGGCCUGUGACGACGAUGCCUACUAUACCAAGUAAGCGCAAACAAGUGGUGGGCGGUGGUGUUGGCAUGAAGGGCAUCGUUUCCGCAUUAGCCGUGGAUCCCAGCGCACAAGGCAUCCUUGCUGCAGGAACAUUUACCCGGCACGUCGGGCUCUAUGACUCGCACGGAAGCGGGCAAUCUCUGGGAACGUUCAGCAUUGCGAAAACAGAGGCAGAUCCUCACAUAGGAGGGCGCGGGAUCACGCAACUGUUAUGGAGUCCUUGUGGCAGGUAUCUGUAUGUCGCUGAACGCAAAAGUGAUGGCGUCCUGGUUUAUGAUAUCCGAGUGACCGGCCAAUUGCUCGGGUGGCUGCAAGGGCGCAAGGCUCUCACCAAUCAACGCAUGAAGAUCGACGUGGUGGCCACGGGCCAAGGAGAUUCGCAUGAGAUCUGGGCGGGAGGAACCGACGGCUGCAUGCGAGUUUGGCAGAACCCCACCUAUAAUCCUGGAGCACAGGAGCCGAAGUGGGAGUGGAAGGUUCAUGAUGAGUCAGUAAGCAGUACUGUGGUGCAUCCUUUGGGCAAUGUGGCUGCAACAACCUCAGGGCAAAGAUACUUUGCAGACGAACCUGACGACGGCAUUCCGCCUUCUGAACCACAGAUUGACAAGAGUCUAAAAGUCUGGUAUAUGCCGUUCUUGAACGAUAGCAACGAGAUCGAUCCAGUCACGAAUUGAGGCGCGUCAACGAAAGAAAAUCUCAUCAACCCGAACAAUUGGUUCCUGGGACUCAAGGCCAACAUCAGGCUACCUCGUCGAGGCACAGCUUGGGGACGAGUUGAUGUGAGUAUCAAACCGGAGGCAUAUAGGCGAGGUUCAGCAUUAAUCGGAUAUGACAAGCAUCUUCUCGAAGCUACUGUGGUCUGGUCAUUAUCAGAGCCUUCCUGGGCUAGGCUUCGAUGCUUAAGUUAUCAACCUGGAGUUGUAGUUUGCAAGAAAGCGCCUUGUCAGCCAAUUUGCCCAACCC